AUGCCCAUCUCUGUUCGGGAUACAAAGGCCUACAGAGCCGACGAAAGACAUGGCCAUGCCCUUCUUACCGAGGCCCAGAGGCAGGCCAUCUUCAAGGCUUCGCUUCCCGCCCCAAACGAUGGACCGGCCGGCAUGAACAGCAAAGGCGCACACGUUCAGCGCAGAUCCCGGCUUGGAGUUAGACGCUUCCUGAAGAACCAAGUCUUCGUCUUCGUCUUCGCCCUCAUGCACGGCAUCUUCUCCCUAUACAUCAAGUCGCGGCAGACCUGGCACGGCGUGGCUUAUCAGAUCUCCUCGAUACUCUACUAUCACCACGCCACGCCGCAGUACAUCCGACGGGACGUUGAGGGGCUGAACAAGAAACCCAAGCAUCUCAGUGCCAUUCUGAAGACCGAGGUGGAUCACAGGGCAAAGACUGAUGUCGAUCGACUGAUUGAGGAGACGGCCGAGCUUGCAACGUGGUGUGCCUGCGCAGAGAUUCCCAUGCUCUCCAUCUACGAAAAGUCAGGAGUCUUGAAGAAGCACAUGCCUCGAGUCUACGAAGCCGUCAUACAAAAGUUCACCUUUUAUUUUGGUGCUGAACACCCGACCCUGUCAGUCACCUCUCCCCACAGAGACGACUUCCCCACGCGAAUGCUUGAGGAGAGCAAGCACGGCCAUCUACAGCUCCACCUCAUCUCUUACCAGGACGGCCGAGAAUCCAUCGUCGACCUCACGCGAACCCUUGCGGACAUGUCACAACGGGGCAAGAUUUCCCCGCGAGACAUCUCUCAGGAGCUGAUUGAUGCCGAACUCUCAGAGGGCAUCCUCCCGGAGCCGGACCUGUUGAUCCUCUUCACCCCUUACGUCGAGCUGUCGGGCUAUCCGCCAUGGCAAAUCCGAUUGACUGAGAUCUUCUGCCUGCAAGACAACGAGACGUUUGGCUACCAGGUGUUCCUGCGAGCCCUGAGGAAUUUUGCUUCUGCUCAGAUGCGUCGUGGGAAAUAG
Trichoderma reesei QM6a is the source of this 987-nucleotide messenger RNA. RefSeq lists its product as uncharacterized. The transcript has 3 exons. Gene Ontology annotation, cellular component: dehydrodolichyl diphosphate synthase complex; endoplasmic reticulum membrane. The coding region runs from base 1 to 987 and encodes 328 amino acids. The record is from RefSeq and is a predicted model, not a curated record. NCBI's taxonomy places the organism in Eukaryota, Fungi, Ascomycota, Sordariomycetes, Hypocreales, Hypocreaceae. Gene Ontology annotation, molecular function: ditrans,polycis-polyprenyl diphosphate synthase [(2E,6E)-farnesyl diphosphate specific] activity.